CUGACGCUUCCAGUUUGAGAUAUCGCACCAGGGAAACCGCUUCACCAUCGAUUGCUCCUUGGGAACAUGUACCUGUCCUUUUUAUGAAACCAUGUGGCUUCCGUGUGUGCAUUUAAUGGCGGCAUACAAGCAGCACGCGUAUCCGACAAGCCAAAUACCUAUUUGCAUCCGCUGGCUGGCGGACUACAACCUACCCACAGAGUCCAUGCCGUUGCGGACGUUGAAAGUCCCCGUUACGAAACCAUCUACGUCUAAAAUUGCACAUCUUGUACAUCGUCUGAGAAGUGCUGAAGAGGUUAAUCCAUCCGGAUUUUCGGUACUGUAUCAAGAGCUAUUGCGAAGGACUAACGAAGUAAUUGGUGAUUCGUCAGACUUUCAACGUGCAAAGAAACAACCGCGUUGGCCGAAAAUUAUGGCGCCCACAGAUUUGUGUUUCACAUGCAGCAAGCCUGUUGUGAUUGACGCAGUUCGCUGUGCGCACAAUCGGUUACUUUACCAUCGAAAGUGUUUGCGUGUGCAAUCAGGAGCCCGUUGUACAAUUUGUGUCAAUGCUUCACAAACGGUAUCUGUGCCCAUGAUGGCAGUGCAAUGCUGUACUACCGCUGUUGGCCGUUCACCCUCACCGGAUUUCACAGUUGCCUCUACCCCAUCAACCUGCCCCGCUUACGAAGACAGUCAGGAUGAGAUUACCGCCGAUCCGAGUACAAGUCAACAAACCGUACCCCAUAUUGCACGUGCACUUGCUUGUCGAAAAGGAGCCGUGGAGUUCCCCUCAAACAGAGGUAUUGUGCAGAAUAGAGUGCCAAACGUCGACAUGGAUGCCAGCCCAGUAAAGAAAACGCAAAGAAAAAACUUGUUCAGAUAAAAACUCUCAUUCAAUUACCCGACAGUAGACUAUAUGUUCGCACUACUAUUAUAUUUUAGCCGAUGAAUACGACUUUGUGUAAAGAUACCUUGCAUGGGACAUGCGCGUCCAAGGCACGAAUAUAGUGAACAACGCUGAACCUUCUCUCGCUGCCUUUUGUUAAAUACAAUGCACAGUUUUUA
Molecule: messenger RNA, 1047 nt
Organism: Dicrocoelium dendriticum
Lineage: Eukaryota; Metazoa; Platyhelminthes; Trematoda; Plagiorchiida; Dicrocoeliidae
Source: the annotation of a GenBank genome assembly